GCUGUCAGCUGCGCCGGAAGUUCCUGGCCAGGCCUGGCGGUAACCUUGGAGUCUCAGCCGGUGGUGCUGCCGCCGCCGUCGCCGCGGGGGUGGGCUUUGGGAGUCCGAGCGUCAGCCGGAGCCAGGCCUGUUAGGUGCCCGGAGCCUCCGGGGUUGCGCGGGAGUUCGCUGAGGAUCUCGGGGAGCAGGAACUGCGGGCGCAGGGCCGCCCAGCCGACAUGUCUCUAGUUGCGGAAGCCUUAGUCUCCCAGAUCGCAGCCUUGCAGCAUUAGACGCUGAACCCAAGCUUCGGGAUAGAGGCGGGCACUGACUACCAUCUCCUGGAUGAGAAAACGGGGAGAAACGUGGCUAAGCUGCAGAACCUUGGCCUGAAAAUGCUACAUUGUAUCAGCAACUGAAAGGGGAGCAAAUUUUGCUUUCUGACAAUGCAGCUUCUCUUGCUGUGCAGGCCUUUUUGCAAAUGUGUAAUCUGCCUAUCAAAGUGGUCUACAGGGCAAAUGCAGAAUAUAUGUCUCCAUCUGGUAAAGUACCUUUUAUUCAUGUAGGAAAUCAAGUAGUAUCAGAACUUGGUCCAAUAGUCCAAUUCGUUAAAGCCAAGGGCCAUUCUCUUAGUGAUGGGCUGGAUGAAGUCCAAAAAGCAGAAAUGAAAGCCUACAUGGAAUUAGUCAACAAUAUGCUGUUGACUGCAGAGCUGUAUCUUCAGUGGUGUGAUGAUGCUACUGUAGGAGAGAUCACUCAUGCUAGGUAUGGAUCUCCCUACCCUUGGCCUCUGAAUCAUAUUUUGGCCUAUCAGAAACAGUGGGAAGUCAAACGUAAGAUGAAAGCUAUUGGAUGGGGUAACAAGACUCUGGACCAGGUCUUAGAAGAUGUAGACCAGUGCUGUCAAGCUCUUUCUCAAAGACUGGGAACACAACCAUAUUUCUUCAAUAAACAGCCUACUGAACUAGAUGCACUGGUAUUUGGCCAUCUAUAUACCAUUCUUACUACACAAAUGACCAAUGAUGAACUUUCUGAGAAGGUGAAAAACUACAGCAACCUCCUUGCUUUCUGCAGAAGAAUUGAACAACACUAUUUUGGCAAAGGCAGCUCAUCUAUCAGAUUGUCUUAGAAUUAUGUGUUAAUUUAGUUAUUAUUAAAAAAUUUAAACUUUUGAAAUAUGUGUUACUUAAAUGAUGUAAUAGAUAAUAGUAUCAGAAUUCAAAGCUCAAAAUACUGCUUUUCAAAACCUCAGAACAAAUUAUAUAAUGUAUCAUAUACAUGUACUUUAUACUGUUACUUGUGUAUACGUUAAAAUAAUUUUAAAUGAUUUCAUUUGGUAUGUUGUACCCCAUAUCUUUGAAAUUUUUGUUUUUUUGGCACAUGUAUGCAUAUAAAAAUAAAGCUCAAACAACUA
Capra hircus (goat) is the source of this 1393-nucleotide messenger RNA. RefSeq names its product metaxin 2 (gene MTX2). Lineage: Eukaryota; Metazoa; Chordata; Mammalia; Artiodactyla; Bovidae. Bases 461 to 1108 code for a protein of 215 amino acids. Gene Ontology annotation, cellular component: SAM complex. The transcript has 11 exons. The record is from RefSeq and is a predicted model, not a curated record. Gene Ontology annotation, biological process: mitochondrion organization.